Messenger RNA from Dentiscutata heterogama, 372 nucleotides. The record is from the annotation of a GenBank genome assembly. Lineage: Eukaryota; Fungi; Glomeromycota; Glomeromycetes; Diversisporales; Gigasporaceae.
AUGGAUCCUAACGACCUUUCUUAUAUUAAUUCCCAAAAUUCACAAGACACUUUGCAAGAAACUUCUGAUAAUAAUAUAGUAUCCUCAAGUACUGAUGUUGCCGUAAUUUCCAAAAAUAAAAAAACAUCCGCAGUUACACCAUAUUUUAUAAACAAACCGGGUGAUAAUACUACGGCUAUUUGUGUUAUUUGUAAAAAUACCUAUAGCAAAAACACAGCUACAGAUAAAAUUAUUGAUACUAUUAAAUUAUAUAUUGCAAACACAUCAAGUUCUUCAUUUCUUAAAAAUGCUGCAACUCAAAUAUUAGAAAAAAUUGAACAAUAUAUAGUUCAUAUAUAUGAUGAGGCUAUAUUUAUAAAUCUGCAAAUAUAA